This is a messenger RNA of Nelumbo nucifera (sacred lotus), 534 nucleotides long. The record is from RefSeq and is a predicted model, not a curated record. NCBI's taxonomy places the organism in Eukaryota, Viridiplantae, Streptophyta, Magnoliopsida, Proteales, Nelumbonaceae.
AUGGAGCUGGUGAAGAUUCUAACAAUCUUCACUUGCGUUGACUUGUCAAACAACAGAUUCCAAGGGGAGAUCCCAGUGGUAAUAGGGAACCUCACAUCACUCCAUAUUCUCAACUUGUCACACAAUGCUCUCAUAGGACAAAUACCUUCAUCCAUGGGGAACUUAAUACAGCUAGAGUCAUUAGACCUCUCACAGAACCAGCUGAGUGGAGAGAUGAUACCAGGAGACGAUCAAUUUCUGACGUUUACAGAAGCUUCAUUCAAAGGAAAUGAGGGAUUAUGUGGGCUGCCACUGUCAACAAAAUGCACUGAUGCUAAAGGGAAUCCUCUGUCGACAUUUCAACACACGGAACCUGAAUCUUUUCUUGCAAUUGAUAUGAUGUUCAUGUGGAAUGGACUGAUGGUGGGCUUUGGAUUGGGAGCUGGAAUGGUUAUAAGUUUCCUCUUGUUCUCCGUGAAAGAUAGGAAAUGGUUGUUUUCUCCUCACUUCCUCAGAAGUGAUUUUGUUAUAACUGUACUCCAAGAAGCACUGUAG